This is a messenger RNA of Microthlaspi erraticum, 519 nucleotides long. Lineage: Eukaryota; Viridiplantae; Streptophyta; Magnoliopsida; Brassicales; Brassicaceae. The record is from the annotation of a GenBank genome assembly.
AUGAAUAUCCCACCAGGCUUCCCCCACCAACCGCCCCAGCCUGCACCUUCACAAGAGAAUGAGCUCAAGGCAAUGCAAAAGCAACUACUUCAAGGGCAAGCUGAUGGGGUAGUGGACACAAGCAAGAAGCUAGCUGAAAUAAACUCUAAGAUCGAGAACCUCAACACAAGGGUUUACUCUCUGGAGAAUCAUGCUUCUUCUGUUGCUGCUGCUACAAAGCAAGGACAACUACCUGGUAAAGCUAUUCAGAACCCCAAGGAACAGUGCAAGGUCAUCUUCACUCAAGAAGGACUUGUUGAAAAAGAGGAUCAAGAAAGGGUCAUUGAAGAUUUUUGUUUACUGCUGAAUGAUGAAGAGAUUGUUGCUGCUGAGGCCCCUGGAGUCCAGAUUGAUCAACCAGAAGUGCAUGCGCCUGCUGUGGCCAUUCACACUUCACCAACUCUAGCUUCAUUUCAUGCGCCUGCAUUUCAUGCGCCUGCAUGCGCCUGCAUUUCAUUUCUGCUUCAGUUAGGUUGUUAG